UUUUAAUAUUAUAAAAAUAAUUUUUACAUCUAACAAAUUCUAAAGGGUUUUUAGGAAGAUAGUGCCAACAAGUCAAUAUAUUUUGGAAAAGCAGGAGUCUAUGCUUUUAUUUGGUCUAGAAAUAAUUAUUUGCUUCAUUAAAUUUGAAAAUAUAAAAAAUAUUUUUAUUUUGAAUAAAUAACAUUAUAAAGUUAGGUUGUGGAAGAAAAAAAACGAGGCCCAACGCUUGUUGACAAGGAAGGUGAAAAAUGGGGAAGAGCUACGAGGAUGUAGGAGGACUGAGACAAAGAUAUUAUAAGGAUAGAAUUAUUUUAGGGUAGGGGCCACAAAAGUACGAGAAUAAAUUUAAGGAAAAUCUAGAAAAGGCUACUUUCAACGUUCGCUUGACAGACUGAAGAAAGGCUGCGGUGGCUCUUUUCGGCUCCGAAACAUUUGUGUCGGGCAACGCCGCCAGGGACUUGCAUGAAGGUAAACUGUUUGCUGUUUCUCUGCUAUUCAUGAUACACCACUUGGUCUUGUACAACUGUUAGCAUGGAUGUUGGUUUGAUAGACGAGAACAUGGAACAUUAUGUGGGAGCUGUUGAAGUUGAUUCUCUACCUAAUGAAGGUGGAGAGGUGGAUGGAUCUGAAGACCCUACAGAGAAGGAGUUGCUUACUCAGGAUGCGAAUGGGAAUGAAGAGCCACAUGUGGGUAUGGAGUUCAAAUCUGGAGAUGCUGCCAAAACUUUUUAUGAUGAAUAUGCAAAGCGUGUAGGCUUUAGUACACGUGUCAAUCAGUCCAGUCGCUGUAAGCCUGAUGGGACAAUUUCUGAACUGGAGUUUAUAUGUGGAAGGGAGGCCUUGAAAAGAAAAAAUGGUGAAAAGUGCAAUGCCAUAUUCAAGGUUGAGAGACAGGAUCUGGACAAGUGGGUGGUAACCAAAUUUGUAAAGGAGCAUAGCCACUCAACUAUCACCCCCAAUAAGGUGCAUUACCUCCGGCCUCGUAAACAAUUUUCUGGGGCUAGAAAGACCAUGGAUCAAUCUUAUAAUGAUAUGGAUUUUUCCUCCAAUGAUGAUAUGGAUCCUUCUAUCGAUGGAAAUCACAUUCCCAUUGAAAUAAGCUGUGUAAAUCGCCCUGUUAAGAAUUUUAUGUCUGCAAGUUCUGCUAGACAUUCCAAUAGAAAGAGACACCUUGGAGAUGCUCAGAAUCUCCUGGAUUAUUUUAAGAAGAUGCAAGCUGAGCAUCCUGGCUUCUAUUAUGCUGUACAACUUGAUGAUAAUAAUUGCAUGACUAAUGUUUUUUGGGCAGAUGCAAGGUCAAGAACAGCUUACAGUCACUUUGGUGAUGUGGUUAACUUUGACACAACUUACAGGCUAAAUCAUUACCGGGUACCAUUUGCUCCAUUCACGGGGGUGAACCAUCAUGGUCAGAUGGUGUUAUUUGGUUGUGCUUUACUUGCAGAUGAGUCUGAAUCUUCCUUUAUUUGGCUUUUUAAGACAUGGCUUGCAGCGAUGAAUGAUCAGCCGCCUGUUUCUAUAACAACUGACCAAGAUAAAGUUGUUAGGUCAGCUGUUUCUAAGGUGUUUCCUGGAACACGCCAUCGUUUAUGCAAGUGGCACAUUUUGAGAGAAGGGCAGAAAAGACUGGCUCAUGUAUGUUCUGCUCAUCCCAUGCUGCAGGGGGAUUUGUAUAACAGCAUUAACUUGACUGAGACGAUUGAAGAGUUUGAGUCAUCCUGGAGCUCUAUCAUUGAUAGGUAUAAUCUCUCAAAAAAUGAUUGGCUCCAAGCAUUAUAUAAUGCUCGCACACAGUGGGUCCCAGUCUAUUUUCGGGAUUCUUUUUUUGCUGCAAUUUCUUCAAACCAAGGAGGUGAAGCUGCUGGUUCCUUCUUUGAUGGUUAUGUGGAUCAACAUACUACCUUACCAUUGUUCUUUAGGCAGUAUGAAAAAGCUUUGGAACAUUGUUUUGCAAAGGAGAUAGAAGCUGAUUUUGAUACAUUUGGGACCACACCUGUGUUGAAGACACCAUCACCUAUGGAGAAACAGGCAGCAAAUCUCUAUACCAGGAAAAUAUUUUCUAAGUUUCAAGAAGAAUUAGUUGAAACUUUUGCCUAUACUGCAAACACAAUAGAAAGUGAUGGGGCAGUCAGCACUUUUAGAGUUGCAAAAUUUGACGAUCAGCAAAAGGUAUACAUGGUCACAUUGAAUGUUCCUGAAAUUAUUGCAAGUUGCAACUGUCAGAUGUUUGAGUACUCAGGCAUCCUUUGUAGACAUGUAUUGACAGUCUUCACUGUGACAAAUGUUCUUACACUACCAUCCCACUACAUUUUGAAACGCUGGACAAGGAAUGCCAAAGUAGGGGUUGGAUCAUAUGACCAAGGGCCUGAACUUGAAACUCCAAAAUCCGUGACCUCACGUUACAAUACUAUAUGUCGAGAAGCCAUCAAAUAUGCUGAGGAAGGGGCAAUAACCGCAGAAACAUAUGACGUGGCCAUGGGUGCUAUAAGAGAGAUGGGCAAGAAGAUUGCUGUCAUGAAAAAAAAUGUUGCAAGAGUUACACCUGGGGGACCUAGGGUCAGUGGAAGCCAGGAAGACAGUAAUAAGCUGCCCUCUUCAUCAGCUUCAAACUUGAUCCCAUUAUUGUGGCCCCAACAAGAGGAAGCGAAAUUUAAGCCACUCUGGAAUUCUUCUGAUACAGCACCAUCAGUAAGGUUGCAUCAAGCAACACGUCAUACAAAUACUAAUGAUACUGGUUGUCUUGCACCUCCUGCUGAUCAGUUGCCUCUCAUGGCUCCUGUGUCAUUUCAACAUGAUGAUGCCCUUCCAGAUAACAUGGUUGUUCUCCCUUAUCUCAAGUCUAUGACUUGGGUCAUGGAAAAUAAGAACUCAAGACCUGCCAAAAGACUUGCUGUGAUCAACCUUAAGCUUCAAGAUUAUAGCAAGGCUCCUCUAGGCGAAACAGAAGUGAAGUUUCAACUUUCUAAGGUCACACUGGAACCUAUGUUGAGAUCCAUGGCAGACAUUGGUGAGCAGCUUGCAACACCUGAUAGUCGGGUUGCAGUGAUAAAUCUGAAGUUGCAAGAUACUGAGACAACUUCAGGGGAAGCAGAGGUGAAGUUUCAGGUCUCCAAAGACACUCUUGGUGCCAUGUUAAGAUCUAUGGCCUAUAUCCGUGAACAGCUCUCUAACCCUGUUCAACGCCAACAAGGACAACCUUCAAAAAAGCAAAGGCUGUAAAGAUACAAGAUCCAAUUUUGUUUAUUGCCAGUACAGACCCAUGUAAUCUUCAUCAAUGGCAUCUGGUUUAGUCACCCAGAUGGAUUUCAGUGAUUCGGGAAAUUCCUCCAGCCCGGAACCUGCUACAUGAGAUGUUAGUUGUACAUUAAUUUGAUCAAAACGUAGGGACUUGACACUGCAUCAAAGAUUUCUUUCAGUUAGGCUUUGGUAAGCUUGAUCCUUGUGAAUUGAGAUGGAUUGCUUGGCUUACCAUAAGGUUAUUGAACUCUCCAGCAGUGAUGGGCUUGGCUCCUUUGAAGGGGAUCGCACAGGUACUGCUGCUAUAUAAAUAAAAAUUUUCCCUGCAAUUAAAUCACUUUUUUUAAUCGUUCA
Messenger RNA from Vitis riparia (riverbank grape), 3588 nucleotides. Its product is annotated as protein FAR1-RELATED SEQUENCE 3-like. NCBI's taxonomy places the organism in Eukaryota, Viridiplantae, Streptophyta, Magnoliopsida, Vitales, Vitaceae. The transcript is spliced from 6 exons. Gene Ontology annotation, molecular function: zinc ion binding. Gene Ontology annotation, biological process: regulation of DNA-templated transcription. The coding region runs from base 532 to 3216 and encodes 894 amino acids. The record is from RefSeq and is a predicted model, not a curated record.